AAUUAAAGAAAGAGGGAGGGCCAGAGUAGGGGACAGAAAAAACAGACCCUAUGAAAAGAAAAAAAAUAAUAAUAAUAAAAAAUAAAUUUCCCAGACGACGUCGUUUGGCUUGCCCUAAAAUUAUGCUCGAAAUCCCCUCACAUGUUUUCCCUUCUCACCACUUUCUGAGCGCGCUCUGUCUCUCUCUCUCCACAGCUAACCUCCCCACCGUGACCAUUGAUUCCGACUGGCGGCGACGAGUCCAACCCCAAAGCAAACCUGGUGGCUCCCAUCGGCCACUUCAGAAGCUUGUCCGUCGACGCCAACUCCUUCGGAAACCUUGACUGUGCCUCCAUCGCAAUUGACGCACACAAGAUGUUCGAUUCAAUGCCUAAGUGGACAUCUUUUUGAUCUUCAGGAAUUAUAUGUACCUCAUACGAUCAUCAAUCAUGAGGCUCUAUGAUGGGUAUAAAGAAAUACUGAAGAUUCAAAAGUUUAGGAGAUUGGUGUCCUAUGCUGGAUUCUAUUGCUUCGUCGCGGUCUUGAGCUACGGUUAUACGAACAAUACGACUAGAGCUGGGUACUCUAGAGCUGACCAAUACUAUGCAUCAUACCCAGCUGGAACUGAGCUUCUUACUGAUCAUGCUAAGUUAUACAAAGCUGCACUUGGGAAUUGCUUUGAAGAGGAAGAGUGGGGACCAAUCGAAUGGUCCAUCAUAGCUAAACAUUUUGAACGUCAAGGGAAAUCGCCAUAUGCAUAUCAUGCGCAAUACAUGGCGCAUCUUGCCUCCCAUGGACAACUUGAUGGAAGUGGCUAGUGGAAGGAGAACCGGGUCAUCCAGCAGAUGUGAGCUGAAAUGCUUGCUUGUGUAAGCAUGAGUCUGUGUCAUGGAAAUAUUUUCCAUUUGAUGCCUAUCAAGGAAAAAGUUCAAAGUGCAAACUUCUUAUCCUUAAACUUCUAAAGUAUUUCCGUGCAACGUUUAAAGUUUUCCAUCAAACUGUUCUUAUCCUUAAACUUCUAAAGUAUUUCCGUGCAACGUUUAAAGUUUUCCAUCGAACUGCAUUUAUAUAUUUCGUUGUACUACUUAAUUAUAGGAUAUGCAGAAUCGAGUUUGCUCAA
Cornus florida is the source of this 1099-nucleotide messenger RNA. RefSeq lists its product as uncharacterized. Bases 405 to 797 code for a protein of 130 amino acids. The record is from RefSeq and is a predicted model, not a curated record. NCBI's taxonomy places the organism in Eukaryota, Viridiplantae, Streptophyta, Magnoliopsida, Cornales, Cornaceae. The transcript is spliced from 4 exons.